This is a messenger RNA of Hermetia illucens (black soldier fly), 611 nucleotides long. RefSeq names its product extracellular protease inhibitor 10-like. The transcript is spliced from 4 exons. The coding region runs from base 76 to 585 and encodes 169 amino acids. Gene Ontology annotation, molecular function: protein binding. The record is from RefSeq and is a predicted model, not a curated record. Lineage: Eukaryota; Metazoa; Arthropoda; Insecta; Diptera; Stratiomyidae.
CAUGAAUGAAAUCUAUAAAGACUAUAAAAGGGGAGCUCUUUGCCAUGUUAUCUUAGUUACAGAAAUAAUAGCAAAAUGUUCUCUACUAGUGUCUUGUUUGGUGCUCUUUUUGUUGCUGUCGUAGCGGGUUACAAUGGACCCCUUUUGUGCUUGCGUUACUGCGGAAAAGAGAGUUUCGACCCACUUUGUGUUUCCAAUGGAAGAGAAUUGAAAAUGCUAAAUAACAUGUGCGAAUUCAUAAAUGCUGAGUGCAGGGAGCCAGGAGUUUGGAAAAGGACAGACCAGUCAGAAUGUCUUUCGCAAGUUUCUAAAAAUCUCGAAGUAAUGAGCAUCGUCGGUUCCCAAGGACCUUUCAAAAAGAAAAAAAAUCCUUCCGGAAAUAGACCAGAGUUAGAAGCAGCCAGUCGAACGGACACCUGUGACAUGACAUGUCCAGAAUACUUUUUACCUGUCUGCGGGUCUGAUGGGCAGGUCUACAAAACCUUCGCAAAUUUGUGUUUUUUGCAAUUGGCUAAUUGCAAUGCCGAAAAGAGAUUUUCACAAACUUCUGCUGAAAAAUGCAACUUCAACACUAGACUUAUUUAAUAAACGACGAUAGUUUUCCACUCGGG